Messenger RNA from Panicum hallii, 1221 nucleotides. RefSeq names its product E3 ubiquitin-protein ligase RNF4-like. The transcript is spliced from 7 exons. The coding region runs from base 328 to 894 and encodes 188 amino acids. The record is from RefSeq and is a predicted model, not a curated record. Lineage: Eukaryota; Viridiplantae; Streptophyta; Magnoliopsida; Poales; Poaceae.
CUCGGCUCAUUGACAGCCCUGGGCUCAGCCGCUCCCCGCUCAGGGCCUCAGGUUCAUCUCCUCCCUCUGUUUCUUAAACCUUUCCCUUCUGUCGGACUCUCUCCUACCUUGCUCUUCCUUCCCUGGCGGCGACGACUGGGCAAGCGGCGGCGCCAUCUGUCCUGUCUUCGCCCAGCCCUUUUCCGGCGACGAGCGCAUCCUCCAGAAUUAUCGGGUGUACAUGUGUACACCCAUGUCCUAUGCUGGGUCCGCCCCUGUUGGUUGUUAGGUUUGGAUGAGUGCCUAGGUUCAUAAGGAGUUUACGUGAGUAUCUGCAUCAAAGAUAGCAUGAGCACUGUCAGCGGCACAGCGCGUGCCCCGAGGAGACAGUCACAAGAUGGGUCAGCUGGUAAAGUAGUGGUGAACUUGGAAGCAAGCUCCCCAGUGGUGGGUAGCUCUCAUGGAGUACCAGCUACUGUUGCUGGCGCACAAAACUCGCCUAUUGAUGUGGAAGCCAUUGAAGAUGAAGUGCAGGCAAUAUCGCCCUCACGAGUGCCCCCUCCAAGGAGGAACAUGAGAACCAGGAGGCGACCUGUAACAGUGGUUGACUUGGAGGUGGAAGGUGUCCAGGAAGGGAACAAACGCCAGAGGGUUGUACAUGUACAUUGCCUCUCUCAACAUAAGGGAGAAGGGUCUAGCUUUCAGUCAAAUAAGGAGGUUCCCAAGGAACCAAUUUUUACCUGCCCAAUAUGUUGGAAUAAGAUGGAGGAGCCCUCCACAACGUCUUGUGGCCAUAUCUUCUGCAGCACGUGCAUCAAGCAAGCCAUCAAGGUUCAGAAGAAAUGUCCAACGUGCAGGAAGGGCCUGAGAGCAAAUAGUAUCCAUCGGAUUUACCUUCCAAGCACUGCUAGUUAAGGUCCACUGGCUGUGUCAGAAACUUCUGGUACUAUAAGGCUGGGCGAUCAGGAUCAGAAGUUUUCUCUCAGGGUGAACAGUUGAUGGGUUUCACCAUAGCCUGUAUCAUAUAACUGCAGCACCAGGAGCUCAUCAGCUCAUUGUGACAACUUCCUGACAAGGAAGUGGAUAGCUUCAGUUUUUACUCAUCUUUUAUUGCGCCUUACAACAUGAGAAUGAUGUUGGUUGUAUGUAUUAGGUUAUUGGCUUAGUUGAGCAGUGUAACUGGGGAUUUGCUUCAAUCUGAAAUGAUAAUAGCAUUCAUGGAUGCUUUUGCUCCUUGCUGUA